Thunnus maccoyii (southern bluefin tuna) is the source of this 2715-nucleotide messenger RNA. RefSeq names its product GTPase IMAP family member 7. The record is from RefSeq and is a predicted model, not a curated record. NCBI's taxonomy places the organism in Eukaryota, Metazoa, Chordata, Actinopteri, Scombriformes, Scombridae. Gene Ontology annotation, molecular function: GTP binding.
UAUGUUUCAUAUCUAAACAUCAUAAUAAAUCUGUAGUGGUUUGGAUCCCUUUUAGUUCGGUGCUCCAGACAGUUGCCUACUUGUCUUACCUUAAGUCUGCUCUACAAUGCACCUGAUAAAUAAGUGUAAAAGAGAAACAUACUCACACAGGAAGUCUUGUCAUUUUCAUUGUCACUCUGCAGUUACUCUUUUUCGACAAGAUGGGCGACUCAGAAAUAAGAAUUGUCCUGCUGGGAAAAACUGGAACUGGGAAAAGCAGUACAUCCAACACCAUAUUCAGAGAGGAUGUCUUCAAGAUAGAUGAUUCUCCAAACGCUGGAACAAGUCAAUGUGCAAAAGAAACCAGAUCUGUCAAUGGAAGAAGCAUCACUUUGAUCGACACUCCUGGUUUCUUUGACCCAGACAAGUCUAAGGAGGAGCUGAAGGAUGAGAUAGUGAAGUGUAUCAUAGAGUGUGCUCCUGGGCCUCAUGUUUUUCUUAUUUUACUUAAAGUUUAGAAAUUCACAGACCAUGAGAAGCAGGUUAUUGUCGAAACUUUUUCUGAGGAGGCUUUCAAACAUGCUGCAGUUGUCUUCACUCAUGGUGACCAGCUCCCUGAAGGAAUGAAAAUUGAAGAUUUUGUCCAAAAGAAUAAAGAUCUGAGUGAUCUGGUGAAGAAGUGCGGUGGCCGGUGCCACGUCAUUGAUAAUAAACACUGGAAGGACAACCAGCAGGAUGAGUACAGGAGAAACCAGUUCCAGGUGGCAGAGCUACUCAACACCAUAGACAAUAAAGUGAUGGAAAACAAUGGAGGCUACUACACCAAUGAGAUGCUGCAGACAGUGAAGAAAGAAAUACAGCAGGAGGAGGAGAGAAUUAGACUGUUGUCAGUGACAAUAUCAGAGCAAGAUAUCAGAGAGCAGGCUAAAGUCACUGUAUCUCAGAAGUUUUUGAUCAGAGUGGCAGGUACUGCAACAGGGGUAUUGUUGGGGGCUUUGCUUGGUGUGUCAGCAAUGAUUAUUGUAGUUGUCACAGCCUUGUCGACAAAAACAACAGCAGUGGAGGCUGCAGUGAGAGCAGCAGGAGGAGCAGCAGUAACAACUGGAUUAGGUAUAGCUGUAGGAGUUGCUGCUGCAGCAGGAGCAGUAGUGAGAGGUUGUGUAGGAUAUCUUGAAGCUGAUCAAGCAAACUCAGUAGGGGAGGCAGUAAAGAAUGCAGCAAAUACCAUGUGGGACGAAAGUCUAGAAAGAUUUAAAAAUUUGCAAAUCAACAAAAGUGGGAAGAAAGAAUCACUUCUGAAAGAGAAGGUUGUAUAGGAUAUUGUGAAGCUGAUCAAGCAGACUCAGUAAAGGCAGCAGAGAACACAGCAAAGGCUGUUUGUGAUAAAGGUCUACAAACAAUUAAAAAAAUAGGAAACAUCAAAAAGCAACAGCAAAGUGAGGAGAAAGAGUCACUUCUGUCAGACAAGUGAAAUAAAUUAACUGUUACAGUGUUCUUGUUACUAUACUGUUCUAUAUAGUGCUUUAUUCAAACGCUUUACAAUUCCCAUUAAUCCAUUCCCAUUGUAUGGGAACUAUAUUUGCUCCUAAAAUUCUAACAUCUACUAAAUAGGCUUUAGUCACAUACAGUAUGUGUCCAUCUUGGAUCAAAAACAAGGCGAAGCAGGGAAACAAAUGCAGAAGUUAGUUUCUGUUUCACUUGACACUCCUUGUGAAAAAUAUCCUACUGUAGUGUAUCUUCUUUUGCCAGCUAUUCUUAUAAAAACACAGCAAACAUUUGACUUUUAAAAACAUUCUAUCAAGGGGUUUUAAUAUCUGGUAAUGACUUUGAUUUAUUAUUUCAAAAUGUUGCUCUUUGAAACUAGAUGUAUAUAAGAGUUCUUGAGAGAAUCUUUAAGAUUUUCAUGAGUAUAACCCUCUUAGUAACUGAAAUGUUUUGAAGUGUUUGUUAUUCUGAUUGUGCUUCAACUCUUUGCCAAUGAUACAGGGAAAAUGUUUCAGUUAUGUGUUAAAUUAUUAUCGUUUUUAUAUAAUCUCUUAUUUUGUUGUUGUUUUUUUUCUCAAAAUGAAAUUCUAAUAGCUAUACAGUGAAACAAUCCAUCACCAAAAUUGUUCAUUAUUAAGAAUUGUUUCAAAUGUCUCUUUCCUCAUAAAACCAUGAUCCAAAUCAUAGAAUUAUAACUGAUGUUGAGCCACCAACAGUGACACAGACCACAGCUUAAAUUAGCUAUUUGAUACUAAUAAACAAAUAAAUAACAACAGCUCGUUCAUGCUUCAAUAAUCAGUCAGUGUAUUCAUCAACAGCAACAUUUUCGUUGUUCAUUAGUAUAUUUGAAAAGCAAACUGUCAAACAAAGAUACACAUCAUGUGCCAUGGAUUAGCACUGGUGAACUCAGGGGGCAACCUCUGGGGCAAUGCCACAAAAGUGCCCCCACAGUAGAACUAACCUGAUAAAAUGCCCUCUAAGGUGCCCACACAAAGGAGAAAACAUACCAAAUAUCUGUAAUUUCUGUCUUAAUUAUGGAUAAAUCAGGAUAAAGUGCCCUAUAGAGGGCUUCUCUAUAUGUGACAAUCUGAACUGAAAUGCCCUCCUGGCUGCCAUUUCAGUGGAAGAAAAUGUGAUAGUGCCCUGUGAGGCCAGUCCAGCACUACAGCACAAGGGACUGCAAUGGCGAGGGUGUGUUGUUUGAGGUACCGGUGAGACAAUGAAAUACCAUAAAUAAUAAAUAAUCCAGGA